AUGACUGAAUUUGAAAGAGACAUAGUACGAGAGCUUCAUGCACCAGCUCGCCGAAAUUUUCCAAGACGUAAAGUUGAUAUUCGAGAUAAGGGUAAAACUUGGCAAGCUGAUUUUGUUGACAUGAUUGAACACUCAUCUUUCAGUUGGGCUGUUGAACUCAAAAGCAAGACUGGAGAAGAAGUAUCAGCUGCAAUGGAAUCAACAUUUCGAAAAGGACGAGUUUGUAAAAAUCUGCAUGUGGAUCAAGGAACAAAAUUUUAUAAUUCCAUUUUUCAAGCGAUGUUAAAGAAAUACAAUGUUCAUAUGUAUUCAACUUUCACCUAUAUGAAAGCAUCAAUAGUUGAAAGAUUUAAUAGAACAAUAAUAAAUUGUACUUUGAAUUCAGUUUACACGGUACUUAUAAGUGGGUCAAAAUAUUACCAAAAUUAA
This is a messenger RNA of Aphidius gifuensis, 429 nucleotides long. RefSeq lists its product as uncharacterized. The record is from RefSeq and is a predicted model, not a curated record. The transcript is spliced from 2 exons. Gene Ontology annotation, molecular function: nucleic acid binding. NCBI's taxonomy places the organism in Eukaryota, Metazoa, Arthropoda, Insecta, Hymenoptera, Braconidae. Gene Ontology annotation, biological process: DNA integration. Bases 1 to 429 code for a protein of 142 amino acids.